Girardinichthys multiradiatus is the source of this 3194-nucleotide messenger RNA. RefSeq names its product FYN binding protein b (gene fyb1b). The coding region runs from base 230 to 2539 and encodes 769 amino acids. Gene Ontology annotation, cellular component: plasma membrane. Gene Ontology annotation, molecular function: protein binding. Lineage: Eukaryota; Metazoa; Chordata; Actinopteri; Cyprinodontiformes; Goodeidae. Gene Ontology annotation, biological process: T cell receptor signaling pathway; integrin-mediated signaling pathway; protein localization to plasma membrane. The transcript has 20 exons. The record is from RefSeq and is a predicted model, not a curated record.
ACCCCCUGGCACCGGCAACUCUGGCGGCAUCUAAACAGAGUAAGCAGCAGGCAAAAAAACCCAGGCUCUGUCAAGCACCUCCCAUCCAAGCCAGACUGUAACAUUUCCCGUUGAGCCACCUCCUUCCUGCAGACACAACAGCAACAGAACUUAACAGAGAAACACUGAACAAACACUCUUAUCUCCUGACUCCGACUGAGCUAAACUGCCUGGGACGGUCUAUUCAAAGAUGGCAAACAAGGCUGAUGUGAAAGCCAUCAUGGCUCGCUUCCAAGCAAGUGGCGCAAGCAUUGAUGACUCCACCCCAGUCGGACGUCCCAAAACACCCCUGCAACCCCUGCUCUCCUCUGGCCCAGCUAUACAAAAGAAACCUAUUCUGGAGAGCCUCUCAGGCAGUGCGAUCAACUCUCCCCAAAAGCAAUCUUUUCUGAAAAGCACUCCAUCCACUAAAAGUGACACAGAUGCACAUGAACCAAACAAAACUAAGGCUUUGGCGAGCAAGUUUGGCAACUCCCUGGAUGAACCCACCAUCAGCAAACCUCCUGUUCUUAAUAAAGUGCAAACACCCUUGAAGUCACCCUUUUCACAGGCUACUGAAGCCAAAGGGCCUAUACACAAACCUCCUUUUAACAAACCUCCACUCAACUCCACUAUGCCUGAAACCAAACCUGUAUUUCCAAAAACCUCUGGAGGGGGGGUGCAUGCCAAACCUAGCUGGGUGAAAGAAGACAGUGGUGGGGGAACUGCACCAAACACCAGCACGACACCUAAAACAUCUAAUUUGCAUCAAAAGCCAGCCAGCAACGUUCUAAAAAUGUGGCAGCAGAAUGAAGAGCAGUCAGAAAUAAAGACAGACAUUGUGAACAAGCCGUCACCUCAAGCAAACACUGCUCCUAAGCCCCCCAACAACUUCAAGAAUGCUCAAAGUUUGUUCAACAAGGAGAAGGACCUAUCUGAGCAGGCAGAGAGUGGUGGGGCCAACAAAGCGGCGUUCACUGCUGUUAACUCUGCUCCUCCGCCCAGACCUCCAGCCAACAAAAAGCCAAGCCUGAAGAAGCCGUCAAAGGGUCCUGCGCAGGCUAAUGGUAUUAACAGUGACCCCCCUUCAGGCCUAAAGCGCAACCCUCUUCCCAACAGUCUGGCUUUGGGUCCCCCUCCUGCUAAACCUAAUCGGCCUCCCAAAGUAGAUCUAGAGGGCUUUAAAAGAGCGGCAGAGACCCCUGAAGAUGGCCCUGGUUUUAAGAAACCCAUCAUCCCAACUGCUUUGGCACCUAAUCUUAGUAGCCAGACCACCCAUGUACCACAGGUUCAAACCACACCUUUUCCGCCAAGUCUGCCUGCAAGACAUCUACCUAUGAACCAGCCAGAUGAUUUGCCUCCUCCUCCUCCUCCUGUGUGCAGCCACCCGAGUCAGAGGGCAAAGGAGGAAAUUGAUGAUGAAGAUGGAGAAAUGUAUGAAGAUCUGGAUGAACGAUGGAAAGAAGCUGAUAAGAACCAAGACAAAAAGAAAGAUGAUAAAGACGAGAAAAAGCGACUGGAGGCAACAAAGAAGGAGCAAAAGGAGCGUGAAAAGAAAGAACAAGAAGCCCGAAAGAAGUUUAAAUUGGUCGGAUCCCUGGAGGUCAUUCAGAAAGGAAAAGCUCUCACAGAUUGCAAAGGAGGCAAGAUGGAUCUGGCUCUGAAGGAGGGAGACCUGCUGGAUAUUAUCCGUGUUCAGGGGAACCCAGAGGGGAAGUGGUUGGCACGGACAGCAGAUGGAUCAUUUGGCUAUGUCAAGACAACCUUGGUGGAAAUUGACUUUAACUCCUUGAAAAAUCGUCCUGCUCAGGCAUCAUAUGAACCUGAAAUCUAUGACGACAUUGAUGUGGUCUCGUCAGACAAUGGCGGUGUCAAAGGACCAGCAGUUGUCCUACCUCCACCACCAGAAGAAGAUGGAGAAAUAUAUGAUGAUGUAGUUGAUCCAAACCUGGAAGUCAGUUCCCUUGAAAACGAGCCCUCACCGGCGAGGAACCGCAGCAUCCUGCGGAUCUUUGACCGAAACAGACGUUCUCCCAGCUCUAAAGUACUGCCUGCACCUGACCAGUUUGCUGCAGCUGGGAAUUUAGAUCGGUCUGCAGCACCAAUUGAUGAAGAGAUAUAUGAUGAUGUUGACUCGCAAAAUGCACCUCCCCCUCCUCCCAUUAGCAGUCUCCCAGGUAUGAAAAGCAAAAGCAAAACUGAAGACAUGGACCCAAAGAAGCAAAAAAAGUUUGAGAAGGAGGAGAAGGAAUUUAGGAAAAAGUUUAAAUAUGAUGGGGAGAUACAGGUACUGUACCAGGUGACCAUCACCUCCUCACUCAACAAUAAAAAGUGGGGCGGGAAAGACCUGCUGGUGAAAGCCGGAGAGAAACUGGACGUCAUUGUCAAAGCUCAGGAUGGAAAAUUGCUAUGUCGAAACGAAGAGGGCAAGUUUGGUUAUGUUUCAACCGGCCAUGUGGUGGAUGAUGGAGAAAUAUAUGACGACAUUGGAGGAGAUGAAUGCAUCUAUGACAAUGACUGAGAAACAUCCUGCACUGGCCUGAAUACACUGAGACUGUUCACUUUUCAUUAUGUGUUAUUUAUUAUGUUCAUUGAUGGCAGUCUGGGAGAUACUGUACGUUAGCAGCAUAAUCAUUCAGUCCUCCUGUUAUAAUGUAUCAAUAUGUGUUGAAAUUUAUAAUCAUAUGGGAUCCAUUUUUUUUAAUUGCAUCUUAAAAAACAAAAAAAGAAAAACAAAAGCUGAAUUGAAGUAUAACACAUUAGUUGGAUCAACAGUAUUUCAUUAUUAUUUCCUUUUUUCCUAAUGUUUUCAAAUUUAUUGUCAUUUCAAACUCUACAGCGCUGAAUUUUAAGGCUUAUUUCAGAAUAUUGCUACAUUAUACAGAAACAGUAUACAAGAACAAUGUUAAGCAUUUCUAGCUUCAUUUUUUUAUGUGAUGUGAUGUAUUAUCUGUGCAUUUUGUUGCUACUUACAAACUUAACUGGAAAUGCAUUUGCUCCUCAGUAAAAAUGUCAUGUUUUAGUGCCAAAUCUACCUUUGAUGUUCUGUACAUAUGAUGAACUGCAUAACUGUUUUAAUAUAUUCCCACACUUUGAGUUUGUCCUAUUGUGAGCACACUGAAAUGUAGAAAUUAAUAGCACUUUUCUUAUCAAAUAAAUUAAAACCUGGAGUUAGA